AUGGAAUUAGACACUGGAGCUACUAAGACAAUCAUAAGUGAAGAAACAUACAACAAACUAUGUAAGAAUUUGACACCACUUCGCAAGACAACAGUUGUUCUUAGCACCUACACCGGAGAGAGAAUUCCAGUAGCGGGCGAAGUAAUGGUUCCAGUACGGUAUGAAAACCAACAGCAUAACCUACUCGCACUUGUGGUCAAAGGUCAAGGUCCAAACCUGUUUGGCCGAGAUUGGUUGCGUGUAAUCAAAAUGAACUGGGCCUUAAUAUUCCAAAUAAAUGAAUGUCGUCCUUGCAGUGAAUUGAAGGAAGUUCUUGAAACCCACAAAGAGGUUUUUACCGAAGAAUUAGGUACUUUGGAAGGAACAACAGCAAAAAUCUAUGCAAAUCAAGAUGCACAACCCAAAUUUGUGAAGGCUCGGCCAGUUCCUUUUGCCAUGAAAAUUCCACUGGAACAAGAAUUAGAGAGACUACAGCGAGAGGGAAUCAUAUCUCCAGUUGAAUUUUCAGAUUGGGCUUCGCCAAUAGUGACAGUAGCCAAACCAGAUGGAUCGGUCCGCGUAUGUGGUGAUUACAAAGCAACAAUUAACCAAGCUUCGAAACUAGACAACUACCCAAUACCGAAGACGGAAGAUCUGCUUACAACCCUCAGUGGAAGCCAAAAAUUCACUAAGUUGGAUAUGUCACAAGCCUACCAACAGUUGCGGCUAGACGAGGAGUCCAAGAAGUACACCACAAUUAACACUCAUAAGGGACUUUACCAAUAUAAUCGCUUACCUUUUGGCAUAUCCUCGGCUCCAGGUAUAUUCCAGCGGACACUAGAGAACUUACUUCAAGGUAUUCCAAGUGUCAUUGUGCGAGUUGAUGAUAUUCUUGUAGGCGGUAAAGACGAUGCAGAUCACCUAUCCAAUUUGAAUGCAGUGUUGACGCGACUGUCUGGAGCGGGCCUAAGAUUGAAGAAGAUCAAAUGUUGUUUCAUGGCAUCAGACGUGACAUAUUGUGGCUAUGGGAUAAACAAGAACGGAAUCCAUCCGGUGGUUGAAAAAGUCGAAGCCAUCGCUAAAGCACCAGAGCCAGAGAACAUUAACCAAUUACGAUCAUUUCUUGGAAUGCUAAACUACUAUCACAGAUUCUUACCAAAUGUGGCAACGAUCCUAGAGCCACUACACAGACUACUACGACAGGGAACCAAGUGGGAGUGGGGAGAAGAGCAAAAGGCGGCAUUUGACUAUGCAAAAGAGCUCCUACAAUCAGCUGACUUACUCAUUCAUUUUGAUCCGACCAAGCCGUUAAUCUUAGCGACAGAUGCAUCGAAUUACGGAGUUGGGGCCGUUUUGUCACAUGUAUUUCCUGAUGGGACAGAAAAACCGAUAGCGUAUGCCUCAAGGUCUUUAAACGCAGCUGAGAGAAAUUAUUCGACAAUCGAAAAGGAAGCAUUGGCCACGAUUUUCGGCGUUAAGAAGUUUCACAAAUUUCUCUACGGACAGUCAUUUACCAUCAAAACAGACCAUAAGCCAUUAGAAGGGUUACUCAGCGACAAAAAAGGAGUCCCCACUCAGGCAGCACCACGAAUUCAACGAUGGGCCCUCACACUAGCAGCAUACGAGUACAAGAUACAAUAUAAAGCCGGGAAAAACAAUGGGAACGCAGAUGCAUUGAGUAGACUACCCCUACCAAAGAUGCCACUGUCAACGCCACAGCCAGGUGAAACAAUCCUCCUGAUGGAACAUUUGGAGGAAACACCAGUCAACAACAAUCAGAUAAGAGAGUGGACCAAACGAGAUCCAGUUAUGUCAAAAAUCCUUCGUUUCACAAUGCAAGGUUGGCCAGAGUCCUAUGAUUCCACAACAUUUAAAUCUUACCACAGCAAAAAGUUUGAGUUAAGUGUGGAGGAUGGCUGUUUACUCUGGGGUACGAGAGUUAUCAUUCCACCCCCAGGACGAUCAAAGAUCUUAACGGAGCUGCAUGAAGCACAUCCAGGGGUUUCCCGCAUGAAAGCCCUCGCAAGAAGCUAUGUGUGGUGGUCUACUCUUGAUGAAGAUAUUGAGAGGGAAGUGAAGAAUUUCAAUCAGUGUCAAUUGCAUCAUACAACUCCAGCUGCUGCACCACUCCAUCCAUGGGAGUGGCCAGGACAUCCCUGGACACGGCUUCAUAUUGAUUAUGCAGGACCAUUCAGAGGUGAAAUGUUUCUGGUAGUGGUUGAUGCAUAUUCUAAGUGGCUAGAAGUUCACCAGAUGACAUCCACUACGUCUACAGCAACCAUUGAGAAACUACGCGAGAUUUUUGCCACACAUGGGCUACCGACAACAGUUGUCAGUGACAAUGGAACAAAUUUCACGAGCAAUGAAUUUGAAGAAUUUAUGAAGCGAAAUGGUAUUAAACACAUCAAAGUUUCACCAUACCACCCAGCAUCAAAUGGGCAAGCAGAGCGUGCAGUGAGAAUUUUUAAAGAGGGCAUUGAGAAGAUGAAGGAAGGAAGUAUGAGAACAAAAUUAUCGCGGGUGUGCCGCCAGCGGAGCUGUUGAUGGGCAGACACCUGCGUACUCAGUUGGAUCUGAUACAGCCAAACCCUGGAGAUCGGGUGAGGGAAAAACAAUCACAGCAAAAGGCAGUACAUGACUAUCAUGCUAGAGAACGGAUUAUCAAAACCGGGAACCUAGUAUAUGCGAAAGAUUUCAGGAAACCUAAAAGUUGGAUGCCCGGGACGGUAGUGAAGAAGACACGACCAGUGUCGGCAGAAAUACAGCUUGAUGAUGGUCUAAUUAUCCGGCGUCACCAAGAUCAUCUCCGCAUUCGCACUGAUGUUCCUCAAACAACUAUAGCGAGUGGAUUGGAAGACAUUCAACUACCAACCAGGGAGGUGAAUCCUGCAGAACCACGGGAAGAACCCGAACUUGAAGCGAGAGCAGAACAAAGAAGACAACCCCAUAGAGACCGUCGUCUUCCUCAACAUUUGCAGGACUAUGAACUAGCAAACACAUAAGUUGAACUUGUUAUAAACCAUUAUUUAAUAUGACAUUUAGUUAAAGUUGACAUUCUAUUUUUGUUAGAUACAGAGUAGUUCAGAUUAUUGGACACUGGAAAGGGAGGAGUGUAGUAUCCCAGGAUCCUUUGGAGGUUCGGGCCAUGGUGUACUGAGAGACAGAACUGGGUGGUUAUAACACACAGGGUGCUAUUUUAUCUCCACUCUUGUUUAGCAUCUAUGUAAACGAGUUACCACUGGCCCCACAUCACAGCGCCCUUAAUUAAUAUGUCGAUGAUUCAAAAUGUUCUUGUCAUUUCGUGUUAAAGACGCGACUGACACAAAAGAGCACCUACAGGAAGAUCUCAGCCGAGUAUAGCAACGUGCUGCUCUGAACUUCAUCUACUUAUUAACGCGGGGAAAACCAAGUAUUUACUUAUCGGAACGCGACAACAGUUACAAAAUCUCCCUACAGACAUGUGUCUAAACUUUCUAGGCGAAACUAUCAGGCCAGCUAGUUCAUUCAGCCAAGGAUUUAGGAUUAAUAAGGGACACCAACAUGUCAUACGAUUGCCAUACCACCGAAUUAGUCUCCUCUUGCAUGUCCAAAUUGUCACAAAUCAACCGAGUAAGCAAAUGUUUUGAUAAAGAAACUAUGUUCCUCUUGGUAUCAGCAUUGGUAAUGAAUAAACUUCUUUAUUGCUCCUCUGCUUGGUCGAACACUUCGCCCAAAAAUAUUAACAAACUACAACUGGUACAAAACUUCGCGUGUAGGAUCAUGACAAACAGGAAGAAGUUCGAUCAUAUCUCACCAAAACUGCAAGAACUGAAUUGGCCUCCAGUUAAGGAACACUUACUUUUUAGAGAUACAGUUUUGAUGUACAAGUGUAUUAACAAUCUAGCCGCACCUCACUUGUGCAAUAAAUUUAGUAAACGAUCAAAUAUACAUGAAUGUAAAACUCGUAACCAAGAGCUCCUCCAAAUACCGAUUUAUAAUAUCACCACUGGCCAGAGAACAUUUCAUUAUGGAGGGGCGAAACUAUGGAAUGAUCUGGACAAUAACACUAAACAAAUGCCAUCUUUGAGAAGUUUUAAGAAUAAAUUAAAGAAAGACAUGUUAGACAGACUGUAUUCUUAGUAAUGGACUAUUUUAAUAAUAGAAGAUUUUUCCUAGUAAUUAAAUUUUUAUAUAUGUAAUCUUAACCUUGUUUUUAAUCACUAUUCCAUGUAAAUUAGUGUUGAAAAGCCACUUUGAGGAACACAAUAAAUUUAUGUAUGUAUGUAAUAUAAGCGAGGGGUUGUUGCAUGUAUGUAUUUCUAGUGCUUUUAGAAAACGGAAUACUCUAGAAGGCAGAUGGAGUGGUAAAUGUCGAAAUUUCAACUAGAUAAUGGAUGCUCUUGCCUCUUGGGAUUGUCGAUUACAUAUAGUUUAGUGGACGUGCAUGACAUUGAAACUGGUUUGCGUUUGUCUACACAAUUUUGAGAUAUUUGAGCAAUGAACAAACUUCAAAUUUACAAUCCCAUGUGCUUUUACGCUGCACCCCUGUAUAUUACUCGCGUUUGUGAGAAAUAUCUCAGGGAUUUGUUGAGUACAUGUACAGCAUGUAAGUAUAGGUAAUACUAGCAUGGUUUUGAGUGCAAUUUGGAUAUAGCAUGGCCGAGUGAGUUUUUCAAAGACCUCAAAAUAGCACGAAUGCGACGGACGAAUAUACUAUUAAAAUUUUGAGGUCUUUGAAAAACUCACGAGCGCAUGUUAAUCCAAACGAGAAACCAUGCUAUUACUUAUUAACUAGAAAUACAUGCAUGCAACAACCCCUCGCCUAUAUUUUCCAAACAUUGUUUCAACAUGAAGUUUUCGUAACUACGCCAACACUGAACGCAGGCUCGCGUUGCGUGCAUGUUAGCCGUCAUGGCAACACGAUAAUUAUUUUUUAAAUUUUUGUACAAACCGGGAAAAAUAGAUGAAAUUUGAACACUUUUAAAUACAGAACUAUCAAUUUCUAAAAUAUAUAAAGUACGUAUAAUAUUUUCGUUAAUUCUAUGGGCUUUAUUUUAAUGUAAAAUUCAAAACGAAACUCUACGUAAAACGUUUUUAAAUGUGAAUUGAAAUUAACUGCUUUUUGCCGAUAUUUAUAAACUUCUCAACUCGAGCUUCAACUUGUUACUCGCACUUUGAAAUGAAACAAAUUUAAUUCGUACAGGACGCGCUAAUGAAAAAAAUUUGCUUUCCUUUUUAUCAUGAACUUCUACAAAAGUUAAUUUAACUAAGAAACUUUCGCAAACAAUGCAUAGGAAGGAAAGACUUGAACAUCAACAACAAAGUCUAUAUUAUUAAAUACAAAGUCAUACAUAAACAAUUGAAACAAACUUGCCCUAUACUUUAGGACUUAUCAUACAACAUGUAUCACUUAUUUACUGAGACCGAGGGAAACAGUGUGUUUUGUGGACCCGAGACCGCCGUUGUUGCCCGAGGCGAAGCCGAGGGUAACAAGUAACAACGGCGGUCGAGGGGCCACAAAACACAUUGCUUUCCCGAGGUCUCAGUGAAUAAGUGUUUUGUUAUAUAGGAUAUAAGUGUCAAAAUAUGUAUAAUUCACCGGUUAUUGGAGUGAACUUAAUUUGAAACCAAAACUGGAUAAAUGGAACGCCGUAAAUGUUUAGUAAAAAGUUUAAAAAUGAACUUUGGAACUUCAUGGUUGACACGCAUGCGUAUUCCACCCAUUUUAUUAUUGACCGGUCAAUAAAUGUUUCAUUGCGGACCGGUUACCGAACAUGACGUUUUGUAAACCGGCACUUGACACGGUUUUGACCAAUCGGCGAACAAAAAAAUUGAACUUUGACACUAACUAUAUAACAACAAUUCUUAUCAAUGUUUACAUUUAAAAAUUGCAAAAAAGUUGUACAAUUUGUUAUGUGAAACGAUUUUCCAAGCUUUUUUACAUGUAUUUUUUAUAUUUUUUGCCUUCUUCACUCCUGGCAAACAGCCAUAUUUUGAGAACAGUGAUGACCAUCCACUCAACACCGUUGGUGAGCGCCCACGAUCAUUGAUGAACUUUAGACUUCGCUAAUGCUUUCGUUUCCCCGGGUGUAAAUAGCCGGGGGGGGGGAAUAGUACCCUCACAUAAUUCACAUAAAAAUGUUCGAGACAAUUGUAGUUUAAUAAACAUAGAUAUCGAUCACGUGGCUUUUUUCCAAUUUGCUUUUCAGCGUGAAAUUUCACAAUUUUUUGGUCGUGUUAAAAACAAUAUUUUACCCACUCGCUGCGCUCGUUCGUAAACAUUAAUAUUGUUUUCACCACUCGAAGAUAAAAGACAACAUCUAGCUUGGAGCUAGGAAUUGGCUACCCAAUCGAAUCUUAUGCAUGCUUAAUGGAUCGAUGAUCAAGCAGAUGUUGAUUACAAUUCCGCAAAUGUCCACAUCGUACGUUCUUAUAGGGACAUUGUUCCAGCAAUCACUGCCAAUGGAGAACUACUCGAAAGAACAUCAUCAUUUAAAAUUCUCAAUACAUGGUUAAACGAACGUCUUAAAUGGUCGGAUCACAUUAAAAACUUAUCUUCAUCGUGUUAUGCCGUUUUGUCCGCCCUACGGAAGACGGGGGGCAAGGAUAUUUUCGUGACACGUGAUUAGCAAUUAUACGUAUACAUGCUUCGUGAUUUAAAGAAAUACCAUUCCGUGAAUCGUGAUUAAUAUGCGUGCCCUGAAUCGUGAAGAGCUAAGAAGGCUAGCUAGGGUCUUUAAUUUAUCAAUGGCCUAACUUGUGAAUGUAUACGUUUAAAACUCGGCCCAAUUUUAAUAUUAAGGUUUAAAAAAUGAAACAUUUGUUUCCCGCGGUUGUCUUUCUCGAGGUUUCAUUGUAAACGUUGUUGUCUUAUACCUUCGUACCUCUUCGUAGACGUCGUGAACCAUCGUAAGACGCUCGUAAUGUUUCGUAAUGCCUCGCAAUGAUUUCCAUAGUCCUUUUAAAAGUUCAUAGUCAGUAAAAAGUGUUUGUGUUAACAACGCUUUCUGCUGUCUAGAAAAUCGUUAAAUGGUUUCAGACUUUGCUACGCUUCUGUGUUUCUAAAAUUCGUGAAUAUGAAAUUUUGUUUUUCGUGACUCGUGAAAUCUAAAAAUGAUCUUCGUGAUUUCGUGACGAGACCCCUUUUACGGAAAUUAAAUAACUUGGUUCCACUAGUAAC
Molecule: messenger RNA, 7138 nt
Organism: Paramuricea clavata
Lineage: Eukaryota; Metazoa; Cnidaria; Anthozoa; Malacalcyonacea; Plexauridae
Source: the annotation of a GenBank genome assembly